AUGCCGCGGAACGACGUCGAGGAAGAUGCAGACGCCGCGAGUGUGCAGGACCAAGCCCCAUCUCCACGGCACAGAGGAUCAGGGCUCUCGGACAUGCAGCCGGUGGUUGGAUCUGAAGUUACGAGCUCGACGGGUGGCGAAGAAGAUAGCUUUGCCGGAGGAAUUCGUUGCGUUCGAUCAGGCGAUGCUGACGGUGACAGUUCUGACGUAGAGGAGGGGCGGAACGAUGAUGUAAAAGACGUGUGUGGAGCAGAAGCAGAUGGUGCAGAGGUAGAGGAUGGCAAUAGCAGUAAUGGUGGCACGACAACUGUAGCAGUGGAGCCACCAGUCAAAUAUCACUCAAGUUGGGACGCUUGGCACUCGUAUUUUGUCGAAUAUUGCCGAGAAAAAAAUGCAGGUGUUGCCUGUCAAGGAAACUAUGUCACGAGCGGAGCAAAACAAGUGGUUAAAGAAGACGAAAAAGGGAGAAGACGAUUCGGUUUUAGUUCCUGA
Messenger RNA from Phytophthora nicotianae INRA-310, 492 nucleotides. RefSeq lists its product as hypothetical. The record is from RefSeq and is a predicted model, not a curated record. NCBI's taxonomy places the organism in Eukaryota, Oomycota, Peronosporomycetes, Peronosporales, Peronosporaceae. The transcript has a single exon. Bases 1 to 492 code for a protein of 163 amino acids.